GUCAAUUUCGCGUCUCGGCGUCGGUCGAAAAACAUCGCGUUCUCUUGAUGCACGGCAUUUUCGUGUGUUCCGUGCACGGGACGGGUGUCGGGUGUCCUUGAUGUCCGAAGUGCCUUUCAGCACCCGGGACAUCAAGGAGCGUCGAAAGGGAGCGUCGUGGGAUCGCCGCGAGGAAUUCGUCGAGACCAGAGUGAUUCCGCUUGGCUGCGAUAUUCGCGUUACGGUAGCACAUGUCCGUCACAUUAAUCACCGGAGACGCGUGAUACCUUGCAAGAUUUUCAUGUCGACAAAUGACGUCGGAAGCCGGCCUAAGGAUUCCCAUUGUUUUAAUCGUUGAAUUAAUCACCGAUCAGAUUAAUCGGAGUUUCGUCGAAAUCGGUGAAUGCCGGAUGAAUCUACAGUUCAAUUGAUGCGCACGAAUCGCGAUCUGAUACAUCUUUCUACAUCCGUGAUUGACGUCGAUCGACGAGAAAUUCGUUUACGAAUUUGCGCGCUUCGCGAAUGUGUCCGCGAGUACGUGUGUUGGAGUACAUCAAAGGAUCGUGGCGGUGGAUUAUACAGAGGCGAAACAUUUCGGGUCUACAACAUGUCGCCUGCAACAUCGGAUGACAGACGGAAAGCCAGAGAGGGAUUCAACGAGGGAGUCGGGCGGACGAUAAUUUAAAGCGCGAGGCUCGCGUGCAUGCUCCGCCGCGAAUGCCCCAUAGAAUCACGAAAUAUUACUACGCCCGGAACUUCAAACAUCUCUAAAUAGACCUGGAUUAGCGAAGAGAUCGGAGGGGAGAAUUAAUUCGUGAGAGCGUGCAAGUUGAACGAGAAAUUUACGUAAACAUGGAGACUGGAUCUACACAGGGUAAAAAGCAAAUCCGCGUCGGAUUUUACGACAUCGAAGGAACGAUCGGCAAGGGAAACUUUGCCGUUGUAAAACUGGCCAGACAUCGAAUCACGAAAACAGAGGUCGCUAUCAAGAUAAUCGACAAAACUCAAUUAGAUCCUACCAAUCUAGAGAAAGUGUAUAGAGAGGUCGAAAUUAUGAAGCAGCUGGAGCAUCCGCAUAUCGUCAAAUUAUAUCAAGUUAUGGAGACGAAGAACAUGAUUUACAUGGUGUGCGAGUACGCGAGCAAGGGCGAGAUAUUCGACUACAUAGCGCGAUACGGAAGAAUGGGAGAGCCCAGGGCACGCGCGACAUUCGCUCAGAUACUCUCCGCGGUCGAGUACUGCCAUGUGACGGGUGUGGCGCAUCGUGAUCUGAAAGCGGAGAACCUGCUGCUCGACGCCCAGAUGAAUGUGAAAAUCGCCGAUUUCGGCUUCAGUAACCGAUUCGCCCCGGGGGAACGUUUGAGCACGUGGUGCGGCAGCCCGCCCUACGCCGCUCCCGAGGUCUUUCGCGGCAAGCAUUACGCCGGACCGGAAAUCGACGUGUGGAGCCUGGGCGUGGUGUUGUACGUGUUGGUGUGCGGUGCACUGCCCUUCGAUGGAUCAACCCUUCAGUCAUUAAGAGAUCGCGUGCUAAGCGGCAGAUUUAGAAUUCCUUACUUUAUGAGCACAGAUUGCGAAAGCCUAAUACGUAAGAUGUUAGUGCUGGAGCCUUCCAAACGAUACACCAUUCCACAAAUCAAGAGGCACCGCUGGAUGGCGGGGACGGCAGAUAGCAUUUGUUCAGUGAUCGUAACGCGGCCAUCGUCAUCCAUUCAGGAACCAAAUGAACAAAUACUUCGGCUCAUGCACAGUUUAGGAAUAGACAUCAGUCGCACCAGAGAGUCUUUACGAAAUAGCAGCUACGACCACCAUGCCGCUAUUUAUUUCUUACUGCUGGAAAGAUUGAAGCAACAUCGUGUCAGCAGUACCAUUAAUAAUGCCUGCUGGUCCACAGUUGCAAGAACAAAGGAAGAUAAAUUUAAAUCAAGAGCAAGAGAAGAUGGCGGCAGAGGGGGAAAAAGAUUCAGCUCGACGAGUUCUUCGACCGAUGAAGGUUGUUGCAGCGCGGAGGGUGAUUUAGAGGAAGGCCCAAGCGGAGACGAGUUGCGCGAGGCGCAGAUCAAGCUCGAGGAGCAUAGAUUAGGCCUAGAUCACGAUAUCAGUCAACGAAUUGACAGUCAGAUAGUCAAUCGAAGAUUAAGUGAUUAUCAACAUCAUUUUGAUAACCCGCUUAUGGAUCCUAUUGAUCCACCCAGCCGAACGACUUUGUUCAUGGCAGGCGGCAGCGGUAGCUCGUCGUCGGAACUCUUCGAGUCUAGCUUCGAUUCUGGCUGCCCGCCAGAUUAUACAGGGACGAAUUGUUUCACGAGCAGCUUACCAUCAUGCACGCCGCCGCCACCCAAGAGUCCAUCCCCUAUCACUGGUCGAAUAUCCCGUGUCUCUCAGGGACGAAGAGCGUCCGACGGUGGACCUAGAUUACUAUUCUGUCAGCAGGGUGUCAGCGACCGACCAUCCAAGCAGAGGAGUAUUCAAGAUUCGGGAAAAGCUCGUGGCCACCUGGAUCUAGUCCAUCUUAGACCACCGUCCACACCGCCCGAUAAUCAACAGCAAUUUAAGAUACGCGGCGACUCGGGCACGCAGCUGCAGCUCCUAGUGCAGCAGCGUAUGCUGCAGCAAAAGCGUAAUUUGUAUCACCGGCACAGAGGCGGCGGUAGUCCGACCCCGAUCCCCGUGUCUACCACCGGCAACACCAGCAGACGUGCCGAUCACGUACCGAGGCAAGACAGCUACAAGCUGGCGCAGCGUACACAGAUCUUGCCGCCUCUCUCUCAGGGACACGUCGACAGAGAUAGAAAGCGAGACGAGGAGAGGUGGAAGAGUCUACCGUCCCGCUUGGCAGCGGACUGCCAGUUGGCGGAGAGGUCGCUAAUAUGGAGCCAGCAGGUGGGUCUUAGUGGAGGUGCGUCUUACUUACCACCUGGCAGCGUAGGUGGUUUCUUGUGGCCCGCCACCAGCAAUCCACAUUCAACCAUCUUCGAAAAUGUAGGGGAUGCAAUGGAAUAAAUUUCUGCCCUGUGUCGUUAUUAGUAAUUGCCUCGAGAUCUUGCGUAUGAAAAGUCGAGCUGAAUUAUUAUAUCAACUCUCUCAGCAGUGUUCCCUCCCUAGUCUUUCCACGUUGACUUUUAUUAACAUAGUUGCAUAUCAUUUUGCAUUCCGAUAGAGAGACGCUAAGGUAUAACGAAGAAUUUAAUGACGUUUCACUCAUCUAUAAUAAUUAUAUAUCUUUACAUACUCAAGAUCUCCUAUUAGAUGUAUGGUACAUGUUACUGAAUGCCAAAGAUUUACAAUUUUGUAUUUCUAUUGGUCCGACACGUUGGUACUCGGAGGAUUUGGCGGAGGUGCUAAAAGAAGAAAAAAAAAUGCGAUACAAUGUUCCACAUGAUAAUCGUUCGCAUAUGUACUAAUUCAAAGUUACACUGUACGCUAUUGUACUUGUAACACAUCUGUGCAUGAGUACAUGCACAGAAUGUGCAAAAAAGUUCUCAUGCCGAGAGGAAUCUUUAUCAUACAGUAACACGUGUACCUGCCUUAUUAAAAUGACUGAAUUCUACCAGUCAAAUAUCCAAUUAUAUCAUAGACUGAUAAUUAACAAGCUGAAACACCAACCGAGUUUAAUCGAAGAGCAAGUGGCAUAUGACUUGCUUCACGAACUCCGCUAUUGAGAGCAUGAACGAGAAGAAGGGAGAGAAAGAGAGAGAAAGAGAACUGUUGGGACUUUUAAAUAUUGGGGACUCUUUAACUGAGACGGAUUCAGGUAGGACUUAGAGCUAUGCGGCUUAGAGCACGUUCAUUUUUUCGUAAUCGCUCGUAUGUAUAAAACGAAUAACGGAAUAUUACGAAUUUACGCGAUAUAAAAUCCUUAGAGGAUAUUCUGUACUGCCAAUGAGUGAGAGAAACGCGAAUGCUCAAGUUGUUGACGAGAUAUUAUAAAUAGCGUUAUAGAAUAAAGUAUAAGAGAAAAACGAGAUAUCGACGAAAUAGGGAGGGAAAGCGACUGAAAUAGGAUUAAAGUUCUUUUGAUAGCGGAGCGCAAGUACUAUGCCAUUUUUCGCUUUUCAAUUAAUUUAAUCGAAGAGUGGAAAUAACGACGCGGAUUAAAGAGAACUCUUUCGUUACGUUUAUCCGAAUGAACGUUCCAUUGUACAAAAUUAGAGAUGUUUUCCUCUUCCACUCUUCACGAUGGUGACCAUAGAAAAUAGAGAAAAAAUAAUAAUAAUAAACGAAAAACAAUAAUAUUAGCGGUUAAAUAGUAGCUAAUGUGUCAGAGAAGUGCUGCAUUCUGUAAAGAUGUUUAAAUAAAAUCAUUUACUACGAUCAUUUUCUACAUAAGCAUAAGUUAACUGCAUUUUUUUUUUGUAUAUGUUAUCUCUUUCUAGAAAACAUUUAUAGCCACUGUAUUUAAUAGCUGCACUACUUUUAUACAAGUAUCUUUCAUGAAAUCGUUCACUGAUAUCCUCUAAAUAUUGAUUUCGUCUAAACGGGAUAUUUUCUAUUUUCGACAGCUCUGUUUUAUGAGCUCCUCUUACGUAAUUAUAAUUAAUUAGGAGAAACAUUGACGAGAAACAAUAAUUACGAGACCGUUUGUACAUUUGAUAUGAAUACAGCACUUUAAAAAAUAACAAUAUAUACAUACAUAUAUUAUUAGAACCUAGUGAUCUAGUCAGUAGCAAGCAAUACCGGCCGCGCACAACUGACAACGACUUUACUAUUCAAAUUUUUCGCCAUUUUUUACCCGACAGGAAACAAUCAAACUUCGCUCAAAAGUCUUUUGAUAAGUGAGACGUAACUGUUAAGUUUAGCCUAAUCGCAAACGAAAUCCACUAUCUGCAAACGGACAUCGACGCAAAAGUAUCCAUGAAUCUCAGGAAUUGAAAAUCAAUUUCGGCGAAUUGUUGCGAAUUCUUAUACACCUGUCUUUUCCCCGGACUCACGUGAAACUCUUCGGAAGAUUUGCGUAAAAAAUAGAAAAAUCCACUACGAGGUUUGGUAGCAAUAAUAAAAUGAUUUCACCUGCCCAUCGAAAUGCAAACUCAGCUAUAUACGACUACGACGGAAGAUUCUGCGACAAUUUACAUGUGAUACUACUUGUUUUAUAUGUAAGCUAUCGUUUUAAGAAUAUGUAAUCUGUUUGAAAACAAAGACUAUACAAUCCGUUUUGCGGAAGUAAUUAUUUGCUAUCAAGCACUGACUGCCAUUACAGACAAUUUGUCAUAAAGAAGGGAAAAAAAAAUAAAGAGAGAAACUGACCUGAGAGGGAGAGACGGUCGCGUAAACAAUGAUAUACAAUGAGUAGCAAAUUUCGUUUUUCAUGCUCCUAGCAAAGUGCGCACAUACUACCACUUCAACAGUCAUAUACGAUAGUAAGUAGUUACUUUUUGUAAAUUACAAAAAUUGUCGACAUAUGUAUACAUGCGAGUUCUAAAUAAAACAUAUGCAGAUUGA
Messenger RNA from Wasmannia auropunctata (little fire ant), 5421 nucleotides. RefSeq names its product serine/threonine-protein kinase SIK1-like. Gene Ontology annotation, cellular component: cytoplasm. Gene Ontology annotation, molecular function: tau-protein kinase activity; ATP binding; protein serine/threonine kinase activity. The coding region runs from base 832 to 2982 and encodes 716 amino acids. The transcript has 12 exons. The record is from RefSeq and is a predicted model, not a curated record. Gene Ontology annotation, biological process: microtubule cytoskeleton organization; protein phosphorylation; intracellular signal transduction. NCBI's taxonomy places the organism in Eukaryota, Metazoa, Arthropoda, Insecta, Hymenoptera, Formicidae.